CAACACAACACAACCCUCCCAAGGGAACAUUAAAACCCUUCUUUUCCCUCUUCAUCUUCUUCCAAAUUCUAUUUGCUUCAACUCAUAACGUGGUCGUUUGAAGAGUUUCAAUCUACAUUUCUCACCGUCAUGAUUAUGAAGAUGACUUUCAUAAACAAGCUUGAAAGACAAGAGAGUGGAACUGAAAUAUGACAUUCUCUACCCUGUGAUUGCAUGAGACAGAUGGCACACGUCUAUGGAGCAAGAUUUAUGUAGUAAAGGACGUUUAGGUCUUUCCAUAUAAUAGUUUGGCCCCGCAGGCCCGUCUGAAAUUAAAGAACUUAUUGCAAUGGAUCCUGGCUUGGCUAAUAAUUCUUCAUCGCCUCGUCCCAGAUGGAGAAAAGUAGCAUAUGGUGGUAUGCAACCUGGUUAUGAUGACAAUCAUACAGAUGAAUCUUUCCUUGAAGGAAUGGUGAUGAAUGCCAGUGUUGUAAAAAGGGACAUGCUAAAGGUGAUGCUGGACUCAGUAUCCAUUUCUGAAUAUUUAUGCAUUGUUGCUCUUGUUGUCUUGGUCUGGACUUGUACACUUACAUCAACUAUUGAUGAAAAUUCUCUCCUGUUGAUUGAUGUAAGUCUGCUUGUUUCAGGCUUUUUAAUUCUCCUUUUCACUCAAGAAAUGCUUUCCCUUAGUCUCCUUCUCCAUUAUGUCCUUAAUAUCUCCUUUUUCAUAACCGUGUUAUAUGUUUUGGCUCCCAUCUAUCAAACUCUUACAAGGUCCAUUAGUUCGGAUUCCAUUUGGGCAGUAGCUGCAUCACUUCUAGUACUUCACCUUUUUCUGCAUGACUAUUCAGAAUCCACGGUCAAAGCCCCGGGGGUUCUUAAGAAUCCUGCAUUGACCAGUUGUAUCUCUGUAAAUGCUUCUGUAGUAGCCUCUGUUUUCAUGGCUUCUCGACUUCCAUCAAGACUACAUGUGUUCGCUAUCAUGUUAUUCUCCCUUCAGGUUUUCCUUUUUGCUCCACUUGUUACUUACUGUAUUAAAAAAUAUUCCUUCCGCAUGCACCUAUGCUUUUCUCUCAGUUUGAUGGUCAUGACCUUAAGUUUUGUGUACAUGCUGCAUCGCCUCCUUUUUGUGGUGCUGCUUAGUCUGUUGGUUUUUGUGAACGUGGUCUGUCCUUAUUGGCUUAUAAGGAUUCAGGAGUACAAGUUUGAGAUCAAUGGACCUUGGGAUGAGGCUAAACUUUGUUUUGACAUUACCGACUGAAACCUGGAUCAUGGUUAAUGUUACAUUGUAGGACCUCGUGUGUUGUUUAGGUUGGAGUAUAAUUUGCUGACCCCUUGAACUAGUUUUAAGUUAAUAGUUUAUGGGAAAAUUGUUGCAGUUCGUGUCGGGGGAGGGUUGGAAAAUGAUGAUUGUAUUCAUGCUUUAGUGAUUAAUGAUGGUUUAAAAUUCUGUGUACAAUGGAAGUACAUUGACAAUUUGGAGUUUCAUUCGUUUUUUACA
This is a messenger RNA of Vigna angularis (adzuki bean), 1480 nucleotides long. RefSeq names its product phosphatidylinositol N-acetylglucosaminyltransferase subunit C. Gene Ontology annotation, cellular component: membrane; glycosylphosphatidylinositol-N-acetylglucosaminyltransferase (GPI-GnT) complex. Gene Ontology annotation, biological process: GPI anchor biosynthetic process. Lineage: Eukaryota; Viridiplantae; Streptophyta; Magnoliopsida; Fabales; Fabaceae. The coding region runs from base 329 to 1240 and encodes 303 amino acids. The transcript is spliced from 2 exons. The record is from RefSeq and is a predicted model, not a curated record.